UUAAGUACAGAGCAAGGCAGAGACAUUAAAGCAACAAUUUUAGGAAAAGAAUAGGUCCUUUUCUCAAUGCCAAAGCUUAGAACCAAAGUUUUUAUGCCUUUUCCUAUUAUGGGUCCAUAAAUAGAUAACACAUAGUUUCUAUAGUGCUGCUAUAUACACUAAAAUGGCAUUUUCAGGCCAACUUCUCCAGCAUAGUAUAUGGUCUAAACCGGAGUUUAUGCAUACCCUGAGCGUCCCUCCAUUGAAAGCUAUCCAUGAAUCAGUUACGAAAGUAUCACAACUAAGACUUAAAAUACGGAGCAUCAAGAGCAAAUAUAACUGUUUGGUCACACUUUCGAUGUUAAAUCCUGAGAAUGGCACAAGUAUGAGUACAUUUUCUCCAUCCGACACAAUCAAGAAGUUCUACUCUAGCAUCAACAACAAAGACAUGAACCAACUAGCACUGCUAAUAGAUAAAGAUUGUUUCUUUGAUGAUUUCUCCUUUCCUAAACCAUUCCAAGGGCGAAAGGAGGCUUUGAAAUUUCUGGGGAAACUAACCACAUGCAUGGGGAAGAACACAAAGUUCUACAUUGAGAACAUUUAUGAGGGAGUUGAUCUCACAACUGUGGUUAACUGGCAUUUAGAGUGGAACAAGAAACAGGUUCCUUUCACUAGAGGCUGCAGCUGCUACGAGUUAUCAAGACACGGAGAUCAAGAACUAGUCAUAAAGAAAGCUCAAGUAAUCCUUGAAUCGCCAAUCAAACCAGGAAGCUUCGCUUUGGAAGUGUUCCAGAAGGUCAUUUCAGUAUGUGAUGCUUUCCCUGAGGCUGCGGAAUGGUUGUUUCUGAUGAGUCACCUUCUGUUACCAAGUAUCUACAAUAUAGCUCUCCAGCCAAGCAUACUUCCAAUUCUUGCCUGCUACCGCAAGUUAUGGAGUAUCAUAGUUGCCUUUCUUACACUUAUCUACACAAUAUUCAUGUUCAUUAUAAAGAAAUUCCACGAGUAGAACAUGUACACAGUUUGACACUCAUGACAUCGGACAACAUUCAAGACUUCACUUUCCCUACAUACAUAUAGACGGUAGAAGACAAGACAAGACUUCACA
Molecule: messenger RNA, 1084 nt
Organism: Solanum stenotomum
Lineage: Eukaryota; Viridiplantae; Streptophyta; Magnoliopsida; Solanales; Solanaceae
Exons: 6
Coding region: 164-985 (273 amino acids)
Source: RefSeq, a predicted model, not a curated record